AUGUUUACAGCUCUACGCUCUCUCGUAGCCCUUUCUUCGGUGCUCGUGGCUGUAACCGCCCAACAGAUCGGCACCAACACAGCGGAGGUCAACCCACCCCUUCUCUGGGAAGAGUGUACACUCCCCGGUUUAUGCCGCAAGGUUAACGGCUCGCUCACCCUCGAUGCAAACUGGAGGUGGACUCACAAUGUUGGCGGAUACACCAACUGCCGCAACGGUAACGACUGGGAUCCAACGAUCUGCCCUGACCCCCUCACCUGCGCCGAAAACUGUGCCGUGGAAGGUGUCGACUACUCUUCCUCCGGUGUCUUCACCAGCGGUAAUGCAGUGACACUUACCUUGAACACCGUCACCAAUUCUGGCCCUCGUAUCUACCUUCUCGCUCCCGAUCAGAAAACAUACCAAAUGUUCAAGCUCAACCAACAGGAGUUUGCAUUCGACGUUGAUCUUAGCCAGGUCGCUUGCGGUAUGAACGCCGCAUUAUACUUCAGUGAGAUGGAAGCACACGGUGGAAACGCACCUUCAAACAAGGCCGGCGCUAAGUUCGGUACUGGAUACUGUGACGCCCAAUGUCCAUCUGGAGACAACUUCUUUAAUGGAACUGCUAACAUGGCCAACAAUGGUAUCUGCUGCAAUGAGAUGGAUAUCUGGGAGGCCAACAGGAUCUCCAACGCAUUCACCACUCACGGUUGUAUGUCUAACGGACCAUACACCUGCUCCGGCGCAGGAUGCCAAGGCCAAUGCGACGGCAAUGGCUGUGCCUUCAACGCCUUCCACCAAGGACACCCCAACUUCUACGGCCCCGGUCUCGCUGUCGACACCAGGAAGAAGUUCACCGUCGUCACCCAAUUCCUGACUCAGAAUGGCCGCCCCUCAGGACCUCUCUCCGAGAUCCGUCGUCUAUACGUGCAGAAUGGACGUGUCAUUCAGACCCCACCCACUAAUGUGACCGGCAUGCCACCCUUCAACUCGGUCUCAACGCAAUACUGCGACGCACAGAGGAAAAUCAUGGGUGCUUCUAACCUGUUCGACGAGACAGGUGGCAUGAAGCCAUUGAGCAAGGCCUUCGAUACCGGCAUGGUUCUGGUCUUCAGUCUCUGGGAUGACCCAUCAGGCGGAAUGACCUGGCUCGACGGUCCCGGAGCUGGAAGCUGCCCUGGUGGACUCGACACCUCCGGUGGACCCAGCGUCAAUGUCACCUUCUCCAACAUCAAGUUUGGAAGCAUCGGCUCGACCUUCCAACCCUUCUUGUUGUAA
Messenger RNA from Psilocybe cubensis, 1257 nucleotides. RefSeq lists its product as uncharacterized. Bases 1 to 1257 code for a protein of 418 amino acids. Gene Ontology annotation, molecular function: hydrolase activity, hydrolyzing O-glycosyl compounds. The record is from RefSeq and is a predicted model, not a curated record. Lineage: Eukaryota; Fungi; Basidiomycota; Agaricomycetes; Agaricales; Agrocybaceae. The transcript has 2 exons. Gene Ontology annotation, biological process: carbohydrate metabolic process.